Messenger RNA from Acyrthosiphon pisum (pea aphid), 1974 nucleotides. RefSeq names its product thymidine phosphorylase. Gene Ontology annotation, biological process: pyrimidine nucleobase metabolic process; pyrimidine nucleoside metabolic process. Gene Ontology annotation, cellular component: cytosol. The record is from RefSeq and is a predicted model, not a curated record. Bases 326 to 1657 code for a protein of 443 amino acids. The transcript is spliced from 7 exons. Gene Ontology annotation, molecular function: pentosyltransferase activity; 1,4-alpha-oligoglucan phosphorylase activity. Lineage: Eukaryota; Metazoa; Arthropoda; Insecta; Hemiptera; Aphididae.
CGGUAAGGUCGUAGCUAGGUAGUGCCAUGCAAAACAUCUUCGUGCCUAUGCCUACACAUAAUAUUAUUAUCAUUAAGUCGAAUAAAAAAUUAUCGACUCGAACCAAUAGUGACGGAGUUCGGUACAAGCGCGUAGGUACCUUCUACCAUUGAUUUAAAAUCAAUGCCACUAUAGUCAAAGUACUAUCUACCUACGACCUACCUAAUGCUAUUAAAAGGUAAUAUUGUUUUAAUAGUUAGCACUUAUUAGUACCUAUAUACAUCGUGCGGGAUACUACAGAUGAACGUUAUUAUCGAUCGACUGAUAUUCAUAUUAUAAUUGCGAGAUGAGUAUUAUAUCGAUAAUAAAAAAAAAAUGCCAAAAAAACGAAUUGACCGACGACGAGAUCAGAUUUUUCGUAAAAUGUACAGUGGAUGGAUGUAUAGAUCAAUGUCAAAUCGGAGCGAUGUUAAUGGCCUUGUAUUUAAACGACUUGACCAAUGCCGAGGUCUAUAACAUGACCACGGCUAUGGCGAAUUCGGGCAAAAUACUCAAAUUUAGAUCGUCUGCAAUUGUCGUGGACAAACACAGCACCGGAGGCGUUGGGGAUAAAGUUUCAAUUCCACUAGUACCUGCGCUGAGUGCCACCCAAGAAGAUUUUAUUAUACCUAUGGUGUCGGGUAGAGGACUCGAGUUUACGGGUGGCACGUUAGACAAACUCGAGAGUAUUCCUGGAUUUUCCUCGUUUGGUUUCGACGAUCAACAACUGUUAGACAUGGGUAAUAAAUUCGGAUGUUUUAUUGUUGGGUCAGACGAUUUAUCGCCGGCCGAUUCAGUUCUAUACAAAGCUCGAGAUGUCACUGCCACGGUCGACAAUGCUGGAUUAAUUAUAGCGUCUAUAAUAUCUAAAAAAGCAGCCGCCGGUAUUAAAUAUUUAAUACUCGAUUUAAAAGUCGGAUCAGCAAGUUUUUUCCAUUCAAUCGACGAAGCUAAAUCCUUUGGAAAGCAAUUUAUUUUAGUGGCUAAACUGAUGGGCAUUGAAUGUAGAGUGUUGAUGACUAGAAUGUCAGCACCAAUUGGUAAUUAUGUUGGUAAUUCUUUGGAAAUAUUAGAAUCCAUAAAUUGUUUAAGGGGAAAAGGGCCGAGUGACUUACAAGCUCUCGUUGAACUAAUCGGCGGACAUCUAUUAGAAAUGACUCAUAAAGUAAAUUCGGUGAAUGAAGGUUGUAAGCGGAUGGCUGAGUCGUUAAAUAACGGAACAGCUUUAAAAAAGUUCAAACAAAUGUUAAUUGAAUUGAGAGUCGACGAGCGGAUAGCAGAUGAGUUAUGUUAUGGCAGUACAACUUCCGUUUUACCAAUGGCCAAAUACGAGAUCGAAAUUAAGGCUCUUACUUCAGGUUACGUGAAUGGCAUACAUGGUAUGAAUAUUGCUAAAGUCUGUAACAAAUUGGGUGCCGGAAGACAAUUUUCUAAUCAAGCGAUUGAUCCAGCGGUCGGUAUUCGCUUACUUGUAAAAAAAGGCGAUCGUGUGGAUAUUGAUAAUGUUUGUAUGGUUUUAUAUCAUAAUGAAAUUGAUUUGAAUGAAUCAUAUUUAAUUUUAUUACAACAAUCGAUUGAAUUAGUGAAUGAAAUUGUAGAACCAGAAGAUAUUUUACUAGGAGUAAUUGAUUGUAAUUGAUUGUAAUUAAUAGUUCUAACUUUUAAUGAUAAUUUUUAAUUUCAAAUUAAGGCCUAAAUCCUAAUUAUAAUAUCUAUAUACGAUUACAACUAUUUUUAAGUUUUAUUGAAAUUAUACGAAUUAUUAUUUUACAUUUUACAUUGUUCGUGCUCAUUAAUAAUUUAUGUUAUCAAAUAAGAAUGUUGAAACUUGAAACAUUGAACUAUUGAAGGACAGAUAAAAAGGCCAUACUUCUAAGGUAUGAGCUUCAUAUUAUAAAAAUUAAAAAUUGUAUAAUAAUAUGGAAAUUAUAAUCGUUAUAACAUUAAUGACAUGAA